UUUUUCUUUUCUUUUUUUUUUUCUUAGAUUAUCUUCGGUCUAACGGACUCGGGAUUAUUCAUAAGAAUUCAGCAUUCUCAGUAAACAGCAAAGGAACCACUACCUCUUGGUACUACUGAGAUAAGGCAGAGAACCACAACAAGCGGCACGAUGGAAUCGCUGUCUGUAUAUCAUGGGGCCAUCAGCCGAGAGACGUGCGAGAGGCGCCUGGGUCAGGCGGGCAAGGAUGGCAGCUACUUAAUCCGAGACAGCGAAACCGUCCCUGGUGCUUACUGCCUCUGUGUCCUGUGUGAUGGCAGUGUCUACACUUACCGCUUACAGCAAAACAAUGCAGGCUCCUGGGCAGCAGAGACAGCACCUGGGCAACAGAAACGCUUGUUUCGUAAAGUGAAGAAUUUGAUAAGCGCUUUUGAGAAACCAGACCAAGGCAUUGCUAUUCCCCUACUCUACCCUGUGACUGUUCAGAAUCAUUAUAACAGCACGAACACAUAGAAGAAGAAACUGAAACAUAUUGACACUCGUUAUGAUUUUUCUUUUCUUAUUCUUAUUCUUAUUGAAUAUGGAUUCUUGACUUUUUUUUUCUUUCUUCUUUUUUCCUGGUGUACUCUUGAUUCUAACAGGCUUUAAAAUCCAUACACGGAAUUUUCUUAAUGUUUUUUAUUUUAUUAUUAUUAUUUUUUUUAAUGUAUUUUACAUUUGUCUAAAAAACAAACAAACAGAAGAGUAAAUAAUUUGUGAUUGUGGAAUAGGUCGUGAUGUUAUUAAUGUGUUCCUUCGAGCUGGGUACUAUAGUAAGCGAAACCUAAAAAUUGUGCAUAUGAAUGCGAUAAGAAAUGGAAAAUAAAUACAAAUAAAUCAA
Ictalurus punctatus (channel catfish) is the source of this 859-nucleotide messenger RNA. RefSeq names its product SH2 domain containing 1A duplicate b (gene sh2d1ab). The coding region runs from base 151 to 492 and encodes 113 amino acids. The transcript is spliced from 4 exons. NCBI's taxonomy places the organism in Eukaryota, Metazoa, Chordata, Actinopteri, Siluriformes, Ictaluridae. The record is from RefSeq and is a predicted model, not a curated record.